UUUUCAGGGUAGUUUUAAAAGGAUCCAAACACACCCUAAUCGAUAGAGAGAGAAAGCGCUUGAGAGCUCCUCGCAUGGCGACCAUGGCUAUGGUGAAUCCCUCGGAGCGCUCAGGUUUGAACCCGCGGCGAUCUCUCGUUCUUCUUCGCCUUUCUCCUUCUCCGCACAAGUCGCCAAAUUUAGGGUUUGAAAUUCGAAUGCCCCGAAGUUGCAGAGUUAGAAUUUUUUCUGGAAUCGAUUCUUGCUCUUUAACUUCUACGGAUUUGCAAAUCGGGGCCACACUGUCUCGUAUCCAAGGAGAUGUUGGAAAACUAUGGUUUUGGAUUUAUGUUUUAUCUCAUUUUGAUCAUCUUCUUCGUCUUCGCCCUACGCAUUUCCCAGAAGAAGGUCCAAACUUAGGGUUUUUGGAAUUAUGUUUCGUUUCUACCUAGAGAAAGUUGCAAGAUUAGGUUUUUUGAUCGAUGUUUCGUCUGAUUUUGGUGAUCUUCUUCUUAUCCGCAUUUCCUACAUCCAGAAGAAGGUUAAAGCCAAGGGUUUUGGGAAUUAUGUUUCGUUUCUACCUAGACGAAGUUGCAAGAUUCGGGUUUUGGAUCUAUAGUUUUGGUGAUCUUCUUCGUAACUGCCUUUUCUACAUCCCAGAAGAAGCUUGAAGCCAAGGGUUUCGUCUUUACCGAGAGGAUGUUGGAACGUUAGGGUUUUGAUUUUUUUUUUUAUUUCGUCUGAUUUUGAUGAUCUUCUUCGCGUACGCCCUGUCUACAACCUGGAAGAAGGCUCAAGAUGAGGGUUUUGGAUCAUAUGUUUCGGCUGAUUCUGAUGGUCGUCUUCUUUUAUUAUUCGGAUGGAUCUAUAGAAGCUAAGCGCUACGGAUUCAAGAAAAGCGCCUGAGGGACGGUACCGUUGACUAAUGGUUCCAGCACCAUCAAGGUCUGCUUCUACUGGAAGGCCGGGCGCUGCACCCGCCACCCGUGCCCUUUCCUUCACGGAGUGCCCCAGCAUCCAAAUGUCGGGUCUAUGCGGAAGCACUCUGUCGGGCCUGAUCAUUUGGUGCCUCCUGUCGAGAAGAGCCACCAGGGUACGGGCCGUGUCUGGAGAAACCCUAGUGCAGGCCCUAAACCCUCUGCCCCCUCCCCGAAAAGAGUCUGCAUGAUGAAGUGCCCCGCUGUGGCCGUGGAUCGUUCUGUUUCUACUCCGAAGGUAGCCUGCGAUAGGAAUGUAGAAGUAAAUGGGAAGACCUGUACUGUGGCCACCAGAAAGGGUGGUUCUGGGGAAAUAAAACCUAAUGCCAACAGUAAACCAAACGUCCCUUCUUCAAAAGGAAUCUGCAAGAUAAAUCAACAAUGCAAUGCGAAGCCCCAAGCUGUGCCCCUGAAUCACUAUGGUUGUUCUGUGGAGGAUGUCUGUGAUAGCAACCUUGGGAGCAAUGCAAAGGCCCCCGCUGUGGCUACCAAUAAGGAUUCUAAGGAAAUUAAUGAGGGAGAAGCUCGUCUAUGUGGCAACACUAGAGAAGUGAUCUGCAAAAACUUCAUCUCUGGGAAUUGUAGCAAUGGUGAGAGUUGCCGGGACAAACAUUCUUGGUGUAUUAGUGAUAGCUUCUCCUUGUUGGCCUGUCUUGGGGGACACAGCAAGGCUGUUACAGGUAUUACAAUGGUGUCUGGGUAUGGGAAGCUGUUUUCUGGGAGCAACGACAAGACUGUCAAAAUCUGGGACUGUUGGACAAGACAGUGUGUCCAAGUUGUUACCAUGGAAGGUGAAGUCGGUUGCAUCAUCAGUGAGGGGCGGGUUCUUGUUGGGGUCCCUAAUGCUUUUAAGGCUUGGAACUUGCAAGCAUCCAUUGAUGUAACCCUUGAAGGACCCAAGGGUCAGGUCUAUGCCUUGAUAGUAGGCAACAACACACUCUUUGCUGGGACAGAGGAUGGAAGUAUUUGGGCUUGGAAGCCUAAUCAGAUAAGUGGCUUUAAGCCAGCUGCCACACUUCGUGGGCAUAAAAAAGCUGUAUUCUCAUUCAUUGUAGGAGCACACCGGCUCUACUCUGGUUCAAUGGACUGUACAAUUAGGGUUUGGGACCUUGCAACUUUCCAGUGCACGCACACCCUUACAGGCCAUGAAUCGGUUGUUAUGUCACUGUUAUGCUGGGAUCAGUUUCUGUUCUCUUGUUCCUUGGAUGGAACGGUGAAGGUCUGGGCAGCUACAGAAAAAAAUGGGAUAGAAGUAGAGUAUACCCACAAGGAAGAGCAUGGAGUGCUUGUGCUGCACGGAAUGAAUGAUGCUAAAGCCAGUCCGGUGCUCAUGUGCUCAUGCAACGACAAUGUUGUGCGUGUCUACGACCUACCAUCAUUCAAUGAAAGAGGGAGGAUUUUUUCCAAGGAGGAAGUGAGGAUUUUAGAGAUCGGCCCUGGUGGUCUCUUUUUUACUGGAGAUGGAGCCGGCGAGCUGAAAGUUUGGAAGUUGUACUCUAAUUGAAUGGCAGCUGGUUGACUUGAUCAGAAUACUACUCGUUCUUUACAUAUUUUAGCAUGCUAAUGUCCUAUAUAAAUUACAAAAACAGUUUUGGUUCACGAUAAAAGUGUGAUGCUCAUUCCCUUCCGAGAUUUGAGCAAUUCUUUUGUAUAUAGGCAUAUUAUUUUUAUUAUAACGAAAUAAAAAGUGCUUUUUUGGCAACUUGUGCCGA
Molecule: messenger RNA, 2668 nt
Organism: Ananas comosus (pineapple)
Lineage: Eukaryota; Viridiplantae; Streptophyta; Magnoliopsida; Poales; Bromeliaceae
Product: zinc finger CCCH domain-containing protein 48-like
Molecular function (GO): protein binding; metal ion binding
Source: RefSeq, a predicted model, not a curated record